GCGCCUGCCGCGGGCAUCAUGAGCGCCCAACCGAAGGACGAGAUCCGGGACAUCGUUCUCAAGGAUCUGCAGCUGAUCCAAAAUCGUCGCGUGGAACUGUCCAAGCGUCUCGCCGAGGACUUUGACGGGACCAUGUGCUACGUGCGGGAUCUGUUCGAGCAAUUGUCACAGCCGUCGUCCGGCCCGUUCGUCCCGAAGACGCCCAAGGUGCUGCGGAAGAAGGCGGUCCAGCGUAUCGAGACCAUACCGGAGGACGAGGUGUACAAUCAGGAAAACGUCAUCUCGUCAACGAGCCUCCUUCAGUCUGUCAAAGAGGAGGAGGAAAAGGAGAGCGACGUAACGGGCGGUAGGGCCAAGAGGCAGGCGUCCAAGAGAGCAGCGGACAACAUCAAGAAGCAAAGCUUCGCCUCUCCAGACGAAGUUCUCGAGAAGAAAGCAAAGAGAGAGAGCCAGGUUAAAAGGAAGAAGUCGAUGAGCAGUUCCGAUGAGGAUAACGACAGUAAAGUUGAGGACAGUUCAGCGGGCGCCAAAGAACCGGCGAGAAGAGUGACGAGGAAGAAGUCCAAGCUGACCGCUCAGUUCGCUGUGCCUGCUGACAAAGCCAAGGAGAGCAAAAAGGCGAGGAAGGACGAUAGCGCGGUGUCGCUGGCUGUACAAUGCUCCAGUAGGACGAGCUCUAACACAGCGAGCUUCAAGAGUUCCAGCAGUGGGCAGGACAAGGUCGACGCGAUCGUUGCGCCUGUCGCAGAUGAAGUUGAGGAGCUGUCUAUGUACGAGGAUGCGAUCGGGAAGCCCGUUCCGAUUAUGAAUUCGACCCAAAAUAUCAGUCCCCUUGUGCAUAAGCCGUUGAACAUUACCGUGGUAUUGGAGCGUUUACCACAACAGCCAAAAUUGAACGAAACAGUGGUGAUCCAGGGGACGGCGGGCACGAGAAAUAGCAGGUCCUCGAAGAGCGGAGGAGCCAGGAAACAGUCGCAAGACGAUAAGCGGUCGUACAAGGCGCCCGCGCAACACGAUGACUGCAACGGACUGAUCACGGAUGACGAAUCGUCGCCCGAGGUGAAAAGGCCGAAGAAGCAGCUUGGUAAGAAGCAGAUUAAUAAAAAGGCAAAAGCCAGAGUCUUGCAGUCCUCUAGCGAGGACGAGAUCCCUAAUACGCCUAAUACCAUGAUGAAGACGCGCAUCAGGGACGCGAUUGCGCCCGCGCAAGCACAAGAGGGCAAAGCGACGUACAAGUCGGGCGCCUUGUUCAGUCCUUACGCAAAGGAGUCCGUGAAGAAGCGGGUCGAAGCGUUCGAGCAGGCGGUUAUGCACAGCCCGAGACCGGUUGACGUAGAGUCUCCGGUCAGAGUAACUAGAACGAAAACUCGCGCAAUGGCUGCCAAUGCGGAGACCGAGGUGGAAGCGAAGAAUGCGGAGAAAACUGUUGCGCAAAUAUUAGCUCGUAAGUCGCUCGUGAAGGCGAAGAAGAUCUCGUUGGCGAGACAAAAGAAGAAGAUCGACGAGAGAAAAGAGGUAAAAGAAACCGCGAACAAAGAACCACUGCCAGAACGAAUUAACACGUUGUUGGCUCAAAGUGAUAAGCCAGACGCGAAGCAAACGCAGCAGUUGAAAACGACGCCUUUAAGCAAAUUAAAAUUGAUGCAGCCCAUAUUGUCUGUGAGUCGUCUUCAGACCCCUUCGAACACGCAAACUCUCCUAAAUCAUUCGAAGGCAACUGUCCCGCGCGCGAACGUCAUUACUGGCAUGGAGUCUUUCAUUCAACCCUUAAAGAGCGCCACCAAGAUCAAUUCGGUGGAUAGAGUGGAGGAAAAGAGACGGCAGGAGGAGGAUGCGAAAAAGAAGCGAGAGGAAACCUUGAGAUUACUGACGGAGGAGAAGAGAAGGAAACGGCAAGAGAAAGAACUGAAGAACAAAUUGGCGAGAGAGGUCAAGGAGAAAGAAGAAUUAGAAAAACGGCGUAAAGCCGAGAAAGAGAAGGAGGCGAAGGCGAGGGUGGCCCUUAUGAUGCAGGAGAAGCAACGCGAGGAGUUGGAGAAGAAGCGUCUCGCCGCGUUGCAACGAACGCAGGAGAAGGAGGAGCGCCGCAAGUUGGAGGAGCAACAGAGAUUGCUGAGGUUGCAAGAGCAAGAGGAGACGGAACGUACGCUCGCCGAGCAAAGACGUCGGGAGCAAGAAGCCGAGAAGCGUAGGGAGGCGGAAGCGAGGGCCCAACAAGCCACCGCCACCGCCGAAGCGUUGAAACAGAAAAAUCAGUUGCUUGCGGCUCAAGUCAAGCACAAGCAACAAAUCAACAAUAAAUACCAAGGUGCCGUGACUUACGUAUUAGAUAGUGAACCUGAUGAUGACGAUUCAGAUGACGAAAGCAGACCGAAACACGAGAUACCGCACUGGGCACAAGCACAUGUUCGCAAAGCGCAACUUACAAUGCAGCAAUAUAUCCCCGAGGCGAUAAUUUAUAAGUUCUUCGAUACUCGUAAGUGCACGCCAGAUUUGACCGAAAUGUUCCAUGGUAUAGAUAGAAGUCGACUGAAGCGUACGUCCAGUGCAAUCUGGAAAACUCCACCGCGUAUUUCCAUGAUGGAAGCCGAACUUGUUUUACCAAAAUUGCCAUAGAGUCGCACAGAAAAUACCUAAGUGUGGACAUGAUCAGAGAUGCCAUGAGGACGCGUGGUUCGUUGUUACAUCUUACAACGGAGAUGCUCGCAAAGUUACGACAUAGCAUCUUUACAACUGGACAAUGUUUAUUUUACUUAUUUAUAUAUCAUCAUUAUUAUAUUCGCUAGAGUUGUAGAAGAAAGCAUGUAUGUAAUUAGAUGAUCGAUUCAGUUAGUAAAUAAUUAGAUCGAAAGAUAAUUGUUAUACGAAUACGAGUUUUACUAAUUUGAAUAAAAACUAAAUUAAUAUCUCA
Molecule: messenger RNA, 2911 nt
Organism: Vollenhovia emeryi
Lineage: Eukaryota; Metazoa; Arthropoda; Insecta; Hymenoptera; Formicidae
Gene: Incenp
Product: inner centromere protein-like
Exons: 8
Coding region: 19-2616 (865 amino acids)
Biological process (GO): mitotic cytokinesis; meiotic spindle midzone assembly; positive regulation of protein serine/threonine kinase activity
Cellular component (GO): kinetochore; nucleus; meiotic spindle midzone
Molecular function (GO): protein serine/threonine kinase activator activity
Source: RefSeq, a predicted model, not a curated record